AUGGGCACCGGAAAAAAAGAGGCGACCAGGAGGGAGCGGCAGGGGAAGACUGGCGAUGGCAUGAGCAAUGUCAGGACCAAGGGCGAGAACUUCUAUCGCUCGGCGAAGAGGGUGAAGCAUCUGAACAUGUACACGGAUGGCAAGGCACAGAGGAACGCACGCGGUGAUAUCACCAAGGCCGCCAUCUACCAAUCCAGGGACGUGCCUACUGCCCGCAUUGAGCCGAACCGCAAGUGGUUCACCAACUCCCGCGUCAUCAGCCAAGAAUCUCUCUCUGCGUUCCGCACUGCCAUGGCCGAGCGUGCCACAGACCCUUAUUCGGUGCUGCUGAAGUCGAACAAGCUGCCGAUGUCCCUGAUCAGAGACGGCCAGGACAAGGUCAACGGCGUCAAGCAGCAUCAAGCCAAGAUGGCCAUUGAAACGGCCCCGUUCAGCGAUACCUUCGGCCCCAAGGCACAGAGGAAGCGAGUCAAGAUUGGAGUAUCGAGCAUUGAGGAUCUUGCUGGAGAGACUGUCAAGUCCCACGAUGACUAUCUGGACCGUCUCGAGCAAGCUCACCUGCUUAGCGGAAACGCUGGAGCUGGCGCCGACGAGGAGGAGGACACGGGCGCUUCCUCUGCAGCACGUGAGGCUGUCUUCUCCAAGGGUCAGAGCAAGCGUAUCUGGAACGAGCUGUACAAGGUCAUUGACUCGUCCGACGUGGUAAUACACGUCCUGGACGCAAGAGACCCCCUUGGCACGAGGUGUCGCUCCGUCGAGAAGUACAUCAGGGAGGAGGCACCCCACAAGCACCUGAUCUUCGUCUUGAACAAGUGUGACCUGGUGCCGACUAAAGUUGCGGCUGCUUGGGUCCGCUAUCUUUCCAAGGAUUACCCCACCCUCGCUUUUCACGCUUCGAUCAAUAACAGCUUUGGAAAAGGCUCCUUGAUCUCCCUUCUCCGUCAGUUCUCGUCUCUUCACUCCGAUCGUAAGCAGAUCUCCUGCGGUCUCAUCGGCUACCCCAACAUUGGCAAAUCUUCCAUCAUCAACACGUUGAGGAAGAAGAAGGUUUGCACGACCGCGCCCAUUCCUGGCGAGACCAAGGUCUGGCAAUACGUCACGCUUAUGAAGAGGAUCUACCUCAUCGAUUGCCCCGGCAUCGUCCCUCCGAACGCCAACGACACUGAUGCCGACCUUCUGCUUCGUGGCGUUGUGCGUCUUGAGAAGACGGAGCAUCCGGAGCAGUACGUUGCCGCUGCAUUGAGCAAAUGCAAAAAGCAACACGUUCUGCGAACAUACGAGCUCAAAGACUACAAGGACCACACAGACCUGUUGGAACAGCUUGCCCGAAAGGGAGGAAGACUGUUGAAGGGAGGCGAGCCCGAUCUGGACAGCGUUGCCAAGAUGGUACUCACCGAGUUCAUGCGUGGCAAGAUUCCGUGGUACACUCCUCUACCCGACAAGGAGGAGGAUGACGACACAAAUCGCGAAGGUCGGCAAGGCCGUCUCGGUGAGAUGCCGCGCAAGAGGAAGCGCGAAGAGGAACCCAAGCCUGCCGCCGGCUGCGAGGUUCAAAAGCCCGAAGAUGAAGCCGAUGACGACGAUGAUUCGUUCGAGGGUUUCGAGUCCGGGGAAGGCGAGGGAUCCGAGGAAGACUCCGAGGAGGGUGAUGCCGAGACUUUGGUCGCCGAGGAGAAAGACGAAGACGAUGACGAGGCGGUUGAAGCAGAUCUUGCGCGGAUCUCCGAAGCGUUGGCUAGUGCAAAGAAGAAGAAAAGAACGUAG
Messenger RNA from Diplodia corticola, 1764 nucleotides. RefSeq names its product nucleolar gtp-binding protein. Lineage: Eukaryota; Fungi; Ascomycota; Dothideomycetes; Botryosphaeriales; Botryosphaeriaceae. The coding region runs from base 1 to 1764 and encodes 587 amino acids. Gene Ontology annotation, molecular function: GTP binding. The transcript is spliced from 3 exons. The record is from RefSeq and is a predicted model, not a curated record. Gene Ontology annotation, cellular component: nucleolus.